AUGCCGAAUAAGCCCGGUGAAUGCAAUAAGCCCGGACAUAUCAAACCCAAUUGUCCUAAAUUGAAAAAGAAGUCAAAGAAAGAGAAGCUGAAGCAGGCAUUCGUAGCUGCUUGGAGCGAUUCAUAUGAUUCUAAUUUUGAAAGCCAAAGUGACCAAGAAGAAACUGCCAAUAUUUGUCUGAUGGCUACUAUCAAUUCUGACUCCAAGGAAAUCAGUUCUCCAACUUCAACACAGAAAGUUAAAAUCAAUGAAACAGAUGCAACAGUUCAAAAGCUUGAAGAAAACAAUGUGUGCCUAAGGAGUGAGCUGAAAAUAGAAAUGUGGUAUAUAGACAACGCUUGCUCUAGGCAUAUGACUGGUGAUAGAAAGAAGUUCACUAGAUUAGAAAAGAAAAAGGGAGAAUCAGAAAAAGAACAAGAAAAGGAAACUGAAGAGAAAAAGGAUUCUGAAAAGGUUGAGAAAGAAAAGACAAUAGAAGAAGCCAGUGAUGCAGAAACAGAGAAACUGGAAUUGAGUGAAGAAGAUAGGUCAACUGAGGUCAAGGAUGAAAAAGAAUCUGAAAUUUUAUCAACUCAAAAGAGUAAAGAAGCUAUGCUGGGCAAAAUUGAAAAAGAGCUUAUCGAGGAACAUAAUAAGGAGAUCGAUGAGGUGAUAAAACAAAGUAAAGUUGUGAUUGAGCAUGAUCAGUCCCUCAUUGAAGCCUUAGAAAGAAUGACGAAUGUUAAUGAGAGAAAGCUAGCUACUCUAAAAGUCAAGAGAACACCCUACACUCUUGCCUCAGAAAAACCAAAGAAAGUAAAAGAAAGUAAAGCACACUGCGGGCAAACACAGAGUUCAUGGAAGAAAGCCUCCACUGCACCCUUCUUCUAA
Messenger RNA from Jatropha curcas, 870 nucleotides. The record is from RefSeq and is a predicted model, not a curated record. Lineage: Eukaryota; Viridiplantae; Streptophyta; Magnoliopsida; Malpighiales; Euphorbiaceae.